GCCUGGCGUAGUGACUGGCCAAUCGGCUACGGCUUACGUUAAUGGCCGCUUCGCCUGCAACGCGUCAACGGCUCGUUGCUCGCUUCAGCCCUCCACCGCGCUUGCCGGCAUGAAUUUACCGGGUCUGUCGGAGUUGGAGGUCCGAAUCGUCCAUAGAAGUGCGGAACUGGGAGUAGUACCGUACGAGGACACUCCUCGCAAGCGUCUGAAGCGCGCUGGCGAAGCUUCUCGGCCCCAACUCGACGAUGUUCCGGGCGUGCUUCCUACCGCCCCACUACCGGAGCCACCGCCACCUCGUCGAGUUGGAAGCACAGAUUGGUGCGACUGCGGCCGCUGCACUGCGAUGCCGACAGCUCGAGAGUGCUUCUGCUGCCGAGAAUUGGCACCGGCCGUACGGAAGCAACCGACGCGGUGCAUCACGUUGGACGGAGACUUCUCGAAGCUAUGCUUAGAUGUUGCCGUUCUUGCGGUGGCAUACUGCGAAGUCCGUGAGAGCGGUCGUGAGCUUCAACACCAGCUGCACGAGAAGUAUCGCUUUGUGGCGUACCGGCAAUUCACCCGCUGGAUGUGGGGUCGCCUGGGCGCUGGAAACCGGCGAGUUUUGCCAGCAUGUGCUGUUCAUAAAAUAAGAAAAACAUUUCCCUCCCAGAGGUACACUGGCUUCCGGUACCCCUCUCUGGACUCCGCACCAGUGGAUAGCUGAGCUGCUCUUUGGGGAGCCUUGGGUACAGCGCCGCCAUGGGGAGGACUUCUUCCUGACGGGUCUUUUCCAGUGCCUCCUUGAAGGAGGACGACUCGUUGCAGCAAGCGACAACUUCGUGGAGAAGUGCGCCGACGUACGCUGUAAUAAUUGAGAGCAUAGGGGAAGCUUUAUACAAUAAAAAAAUUUAAACCAAACAA
Messenger RNA from Ixodes scapularis (black-legged tick), 900 nucleotides. RefSeq names its product P2X purinoceptor 7-like. The coding region runs from base 110 to 703 and encodes 197 amino acids. NCBI's taxonomy places the organism in Eukaryota, Metazoa, Arthropoda, Arachnida, Ixodida, Ixodidae. The transcript is spliced from 4 exons. The record is from RefSeq and is a predicted model, not a curated record.